This is a messenger RNA of Trichogramma pretiosum, 1950 nucleotides long. RefSeq names its product syntaxin-16 (gene Syx16). Gene Ontology annotation, cellular component: membrane; endomembrane system; SNARE complex. Gene Ontology annotation, molecular function: SNAP receptor activity; SNARE binding. The transcript is spliced from 5 exons. Gene Ontology annotation, biological process: intracellular protein transport; vesicle fusion; vesicle-mediated transport. Bases 357 to 1313 code for a protein of 318 amino acids. The record is from RefSeq and is a predicted model, not a curated record. NCBI's taxonomy places the organism in Eukaryota, Metazoa, Arthropoda, Insecta, Hymenoptera, Trichogrammatidae.
UCGAAAAACCGUCUGCUUUAGGUUAUCUUAUCCAUAGUCCGCAGUAGCAAGUCAACAGUAUGAUAACGAUUUUGGUGUGGCACACAGUGCAAACUGCGCUCAUUAUCAUGUAAUCAAAAAGUGCCGUCGUAGCAAGCUCAUUAAUUUCGUUUCCCGUGGACGAAGCCGCGAUCCCCGAUGUCGAGUCUACCAUGAAAACGAGUGCGUGUUUUAUGUUCCACAACAAACACCGACUCACGGCCAUACUGCACGGACAAAUGUGUCAUACUCGUGCAACUUGUUGUUUAUCGAUCUGUUUUCGUGCGUAGUUUUUUGCUGGUAUUACAUUUUAUCUUGCCUAAUCAUAGAUAGACAACAUGACGACGAGAAACUUAACGGAGGCUUUCAUAAUUAUGCGGAAUAAUGCUUUGACAGCAAAGCAUAUUUAUGCAGAACAGAACAUGUCGGAUCGCAUGGCCCUUGUUGAUCCUGAACUGGGAAUAGAUGGAGUAGAACUAAGAGGGAUGAGUUACAGUACAGCUCCACCGCCUUGGAUCGAUGCCUUGGAAGAGGCUCAGUACAUAUUAAGUCGUUUGAAGACUAAAAUAGAUAGCUUAAUAGAAUUACAAUCUAAACAAUUACACAGGCCUACUCUAGAUGAUAAUCCACAGGAAGAGCGUCAAAUAGAACAAUUGACUAGAGAUAUAAGCAGAGCUUUUUCCAGUGGAUUUAGACAAGUACAAACAAUAAAAUCAGCGGGCAGGCAUGAACAUAAACAUGCAGAAAAACAGUUGGCAUCGAGUGCAGUCAGAGCCAUUUCUACAGCCAUGCAAAAUCUUGGUUUCAAAUAUCGAGCUGCACAACAGGACUAUUUACAAAAAAUUAAUUCUAGAGAAGAGAGAAAUAAACUAUUUUUUGAAGAUGAAUUUUUUUCCAAAUCAUCGGAUUAUAUGUUCAAUGAUGUAAUUGAUACUGAUACAAGCGCUAACUCAUGGCCAAGCCAUCAAAAACAAGAUGUUCUUCUUCAAUUAGACGAUGCUGAACUAGAUGUUCAGAUGGCUUCCGAACGGGAACAAGAAGUAGAACAUAUUGUCAAAAGUGUAUCAGAACUUCAUGAUGUAUUUAAGGAAUUAGCAGUUAUGGUUCAGGACCAAGGAACAGUUUUAGAUAGGAUAGAUUAUCACGUAGAACAAACUCAAGUUCAAGUUCACGAAGGCUGUCAGCAAUUAAAAAAAGCAGAAACUUACAAAAGAAGUAAUCGUAAAGUGUACUGCAUUUUAAUACUUGCAGGUUCUAUAAUGUCAUUUUUAAUUUUUUAUAUAUUAUUUUCUUAGUCAAUCGUUUUUGUAAUAUAUUUUUAAAAUUGUAACAUAGAUUAAUUACUGUUAAAAAUUCUUGGUUGUUGAAAUUCAUGCAUGUAAAUUUUUAAUAUUUUGUUGGUGUAGAACUUACUCAAUUUUACUCAUACAAUUACUCACUUUGAAAAAUAUUAGCGGUCGAGAUGAUGGCUGCUAGUUUGGUAAAAAUUCUUUAAAGACAUACAGUAUUUAUAAACAAAAGUGUAACAAUAAUAGACUGAUAUAUUACUUAAAAACUUAUGUGUCCAAUUAGUUUUAAUUACUUUAAAGUAAAAAAUUUCCAAUAUUGGUGUUAUCUACUUUAGAAGGCUCGAACUAAGCAAAAUAUUCUUAUUCGAUGUACUAUAAUCUGGGUAAAAGUAAGAAAAGGAACACGACGAUUAUGUGAAAAAUUGUAAACAGUAAAAUAAGAAAAGUGUUGAAAGAUAUAAAAAUAAAUAGCUAUACGUUAAUAAUUUAUACUUAUUUCCAUAUGAUUUCGUAUAAUUGUACAAAAGUUCGUUGGUUGUGUGGUAAAGGAAGACUCAAAGUUAGAAUGCAAGAGUAAUUUUUUUGUCUUAUAGUAUAUAACUAAAUUUAUUUCUCGUUAUUAAAAUGAACGUACUUGAAGGAA